Miscanthus lutarioriparius is the source of this 492-nucleotide messenger RNA. Lineage: Eukaryota; Viridiplantae; Streptophyta; Magnoliopsida; Poales; Poaceae. The record is from the annotation of a GenBank genome assembly.
AUGAUGAAGCUUUCACGCCCCGUGCACGCGACGAUCCUAACGCUGCUCCUGCUCGCUUGCCACCGUUUCCAGCUCUCCGACUGCGCCAAACCAUCGUCGUGGACUCCGAGGGAGAAAAAAGCCGCGGUGUUUCCCUCUGCUCACCGCCAUGACGCUGAGGACGACGCGCACCUGCCCAGCAUGGAGCGGCCGAUGGUUGGCGACGUCGUCGAGAAGACCAACGACGCUGCUGCCCGCGCGGCACCGUCGUCCGAUGCGACGACACCUGUGCAGCAGGGCAAGGAGGAGGAAGGCGUUGGGUCGGGGCCGUGGCAGCAGCAGAGGACCGGAGCGCUCCGGCGGGCUGCGCUGCUGCUGCUGCGCUCGAGGUUGCCGAGGCGGUUUCUUGCAGCUGCAUCAGGAGUGGAGUCAGGCACGGACGGAGCCGGGCUGUCGUGCCACUCCUACAACCCGAAAAUACACUGCCCACCGCCACCGGCGGGAAAGCCCUAG